Messenger RNA from Candidula unifasciata, 762 nucleotides. Lineage: Eukaryota; Metazoa; Mollusca; Gastropoda; Stylommatophora; Geomitridae. The record is from the annotation of a GenBank genome assembly.
AUGUGUUGUGUUUUUCUUUUUCUUGUCAUCAGUCACCUGCAUAUGAGUAUCAUUCAUGGAAUUCCAGAGGUGACCAUGCAAAUUAUUGGUCUUGCCCUAGACUGGGAUUGGCUGAAUCAUACCAACAACCUGCUGCAGACUCCUCUCCACAUCGCAGUAAUCACACGGCAGCUGCCGGUCAUACGGAGACUUAUGUGCGCUGGUGCAUCUGUGGAUGUACGGGAUCAGUUAGGCAACACUCCACUCCAUAAUGCCUGUAGACUGGGAUAUGAAGAUGUUGUACGCACACUUAUCAGACCUGUUGAAUACAAAGAAACCCUACAAAACAAAUAUGAUAUCCCAUAUCAGAGACUUCCACAAGAUCUUGAAUCACGAAAUUAUGAAGGUUUGACAUGUCUUCAUUUAGCUGCCAUUGGAGGCCACAUCAAUGUCAUGGAACUACUUCUGGGGGUUGGAGCUAAUGUGAAUGCAAUUGAAGGAAAGAGUGGGAAAACUGUCCUGCAUUUUGCUGUAGAUUGGGGCAACAUGCCCAUGAUUAAAUUCCUGUUAUCACAGCCAAACAUUGACAUUAAUGCACUGACUUAUGCAGGUCUGCCUCCAAUUCUACUAGCGUACGGCAGAGGAAACGUGGAUGUCAUGGAUGAACUGUACAGCAGAGGCGCAAUCUGUGAAUCUUUAUCACUGAGUGAAGAAUCAGAUGAUGAAUUCUGUGAUGAACGAAUGGUAAGCUUCCUUUCUCCCUUUUCGUGUAUCUCAUUGUAG